Messenger RNA from Perkinsus marinus ATCC 50983, 1098 nucleotides. RefSeq names its product cysteine proteinase, putative. The transcript has 8 exons. The record is from RefSeq and is a predicted model, not a curated record. Gene Ontology annotation, cellular component: lysosome. The coding region runs from base 1 to 1098 and encodes 365 amino acids. Lineage: Eukaryota; Perkinsozoa; Perkinsida; Perkinsidae. Gene Ontology annotation, molecular function: cysteine-type endopeptidase activity.
AUGUAUACUUCUGAAGAAGAGCUUCAGCACUUCAGUCGAUUCGAGGAAGAGCUACAAGCCAGGCCUAUGCCGUUGUCUUCCAAUGAGCUGGCAGAGCUGUACGAGGAGACAAAACCAGCUAUCAUGCAAAGUCUCGUAGACGAGGUCAACUCUAAACAGAAUCUAUGGACGGCGUCCACUGAACAAGGGAGAUUCUACGGUAGAUCCCUCGGUGAUGCUAAGAAGCUUUGCGGGACAUUCCUUAACGGGACUGAAGAGCUCGAGGAGAAGGUCUAUCCGGCGGAGGAGCUUGUUGACAUUCCAGACAGCUUCGAUGCCCGCGAUGCGUUCAAGGAGUGCAAGGACGUCAUUGGCCACGUGAGGGAUCAGUCGGCUUGUGGAAGCUGCUGGGCGUUCGGGACAGUUGAGGCAUUCAAUGCCCGAGUCUGCAUCAAAUCGGGCGGGAAGCUCAACCAACUCCUAUCCGCCGCGGAUAUGCUCGCUUGCUGCAAUAUCGGGCACUUUUGCUUAUCUUUCGGUUGUAGUGGCGGCAAUCCUAUCACAUCGUGGACUUUUCUUCACACAAAUGGUAUCGUCUCAGGUGGAGGAUUCGUUCCCGAGAAAAAUAUGAAAGCAGCCGAUGGCUGUUGGCCGUACAACUUCCCAAAAUGUGCUCAUCACCAAAAAGAAUCCGACUACAAACCUUGUGCGAAAGAAAUAUACGACACACCUUCGUGCUCGAGCAGCUGCCCCAAUGCGAAGUAUGGGACUGCUUUCGACAAGGAUCGUCACUACACUGAAAGUCUUUUCCCGAGUCGGUUCGGGAGCACAAGCAGCAUCAAGAAGGAGAUCAUGACCAAUGGGCCAACUUCAGCUGCAUUCUCUGUGUAUGAAGACUUCUUGUCCUACAAGUCAGGCGUCUACAAGCAUACAAGUGGCGGAUUCCUUGGGGGCCAUGCUGUUGAGAUCAUCGGCUGGGGUACCGAGAAGGGCGUUGAUUACUGGCUGGUUAUGAACUCCUGGAAUGAAGAGUGGGGUGACCACGGCACCUUCAAGAUAGUCCAAGGGGACUGCGGUAUAGACGAUAUGAUCCUUGCGGGGACUCCAGCCAUAAAUUGA